AUGCCUCACGCCGAGCAUUCCAACUUUGCCAAACCCGGCGCGCAGACCACCAAACCCGCGGCCUACCAACAGGCCCUCGCCAGCCUGGCAUCCCUGUGCGAAGGUCAGCGGAACUGGGUGUGCAACCUCGCCAAUGCGGCCUCCCUGCUGUGGCAUCUGCACCACUCCUUGCCACCGCCGCGGGAGCGGGAAGCUGCCACUCAGCCGGGAAGUGGCAUUGGUGUCAACUGGGCGGGAUUCUACGUCCUGGACCCGUCUGCGCCGGAGAAGCAGCUGAUCUUGGGCCCCUUUAUGGGCAAGGUCGCUUGCCAGACGAUCGCGCUGGGGAAGGGUGUCUGUGGCACGGCGGCGGUGGGCAGAGACGGCAGUGGUCGCGGGGAGACGUUACUGGUGAGCGAUGUGGAUGCGUUUCCUGGGCAUAUUGCUUGUGACGGCGAGAGUCGGAGUGAGAUUGUGGUGCCGAUAAGGGCCACGAAUGGCAAGGUCGUCGGCGUCAUUGAUAUCGAUUGUGCGGAACUCGACGGCUUCGAUGAGGAAGAUCAAAAGGGGUUGGAAGCAAUAGCAGAUUUACUGGGACAGGCCUGUGACUGGUAG
This is a messenger RNA of Cladophialophora yegresii CBS 114405, 594 nucleotides long. RefSeq lists its product as uncharacterized. Gene Ontology annotation, cellular component: cytosol. The record is from RefSeq and is a predicted model, not a curated record. The transcript is spliced from 3 exons. Bases 1 to 594 code for a protein of 197 amino acids. Lineage: Eukaryota; Fungi; Ascomycota; Eurotiomycetes; Chaetothyriales; Herpotrichiellaceae. Gene Ontology annotation, molecular function: protein binding; L-methionine (R)-S-oxide reductase activity.